UUCUUCUAUCUUUAUCAGUUCUUCUUCUAUGCAUAUCAGUAUCGGUUUGGUGGGCAGUAUGGUGGAAUGGCUCUGAUAACUUCAACAGCCUUCAUAGUCCAUUCCAUGAUAUUUUUCUUCCAUCACUAUGAAAUGCCACUGAUCCUGUAUCAGGAUCGUUUGCAGCGUAUUCUCACGGAAAUCAAUACAGCACCGCCAGCUGGUCCGUUGGACGUUCAACAAGUUACCGUUUCAAUCCACACACGUCCUGUUGUACAGGAAGCUAACCUUCAUGAGGAACAGCCUCAUUCCGAAUCAGGAGAACAUAUUUCUUCCCAAAUACAAGAGGUUUUAUAUUUGAACAUAGUCAACCACUUGUUACCUUACUUUUACAUUGCCAGAGCUCUACGUUAA
Strongylus vulgaris is the source of this 393-nucleotide messenger RNA. The record is from the annotation of a GenBank genome assembly. Lineage: Eukaryota; Metazoa; Nematoda; Chromadorea; Rhabditida; Strongylidae.